AUGAGAGAGCAGCAGGUGCUGGGGCCAGAGCCCCGGGCCCAGCCCCUGGCACUGCCCCGGCAGCGCUGCCCGAGCCCAGUGCGGUCACUGUUGCCCGCCCUGCGCCCCUGCUGCGGGGAACGCCGCUCCGGGAGCCCGGCCAGCCCCGUCCGGACCGGGGGAGCCCGGCCAGCCCCGUCCGGACCGGGCGCGCUCAGAGCUCCGGGGGACGGAGCCCGGAGGAGAAGCCCGCUGCAGGACGGGCUGGAGGAGGGCGCUCGAAGGGACCAGAACCCGUGGAGCCCAAGCCGCCGGACCGAGCUGCUCGGCUCCGCCGAGGGACCCGGCUCUGAGCCCGUCCCGUGCCCGCCCCGUGUCCCGUCCCGUGUCCUGUCCCCGGGCCGGCGCGGCCGCGGCAGCGGCUCGGAGAGCACGGGAGAGCGGCAGCACCCAGUGUCAGCUCUGCGGCUGGUUUCAGACAGGAGAACUUUCCCCGGAUGCUCCCAGAAUUUCGGGGUGUGGCGGAGCGCUCUCCCGGCCCGGCUCUGCUCGCACUCGGCCCGGGCUGGUGCAGUCACGGGGCUCCGAUGCUGUCAGAGGGCUCGCAGGGCCAGCGGCGCUGUCCCCGCUGUCCCUGCUGUCCCCGCUGUCCCCAAGGAGCUGCGAGAGGCGCUGUGCUGCCGGCAGCCCGGCUGGCUCUGCCCUGCUGGGCCCUUUGCAGCCGUCACCUCCAGCGAGCUCGUUCGGGCUGACCCCUGCUCUGACCCAGGCACCUCCCAGACCCCCUGCCCGUCUGCUGCUCUGACCAUGGCCGAGCCUGCACCCCAUUUCUCCGUAACGGGCCAGCCCAGCCCCAAGGCCGAGCAGGGGCACAGCAGCCACGGCCCCAAGGUCCCCACGGCUGGAGGGGACGGGGGGACCCCCAAUGGCUGCAGCCGCAGCCCAGCAGUGAGCGCGAGCGGCACCGAGCCCUGCAUCCCCUGCCCCGAGCGGGCACCGAGCCCUGCAUCCCCUGCCCCGAGCGGGCACCGAGCCCUGCAUCCCCUGCCCCGGCAGAGAGAGCGGGCACCGAGCCCUGCAUCCCCUGCCCCGAGCGGGCACCGAGCCCUGCAUCCCCUGCCCCGGCACAGCGAGAGGCACCGUGCCCUGCAUCCCCUGCCCCAAGCGGGCACCGAGCCCUGCAUCCCCUGCCCCGGCAGAGAGAGCGGGCACCGAGCCCUGCAUCCCCUGCCCCGAGCGGGCACCGAGCCCUGCAUCCCCUGCCCCGAGCGGGCACCGUGCCCUGCAUCCCCUGCCCCGAGCGGCACCGAGCCCUGCAUCCCCUGCCCCGAGCGGCACCGAGCCCUGCAUCCCCUGCCCCGAGCGGGCACCGUGCCCUGCAUCCCCUGCCUGGGCACAGCGAGCGGCACCGAGCCCUGCAUCCCCUGCCCCAAGCGGGCACCGAGCCCUGCAUCCCCUGCCCCAAGCGGGCACCGAGCCCUGCAUCCCCUGCCCCGAGCGGGCACCGAGCCCUGCAUCCCCUGCCCCGAGCGGCACCGUGCCCUGCAUCCCCUGCCCCGAGCGGGCACCGUGCCCUGCAUCCCCCGGGCCCUGAGCCCCGGCUGUGCCACCCGCACCCCGAGCAGGACACCGGGCUCCCGGGGAGCCCCAGCACCCCCUGACCUGCCCCACAUGCUCAGCGGGGCAGCAGCCUCAGCUGCCGAGCGUCCCCGGGAGGAGCCGCUCUGCUGUCCCGUGCCAGGGCGCGGGUCACGAGCACCCGGGACAGGGCGGGUGCAGGUGGGCGGUGCCUCCCCCGCCGCCCCGUUCUCGUCCCGGUCCCGCGUGCCGGGCUCCCGGACGGACUCGCCAUGUCCCUCGGAGCCCCCAGCAUCGCCCGGACCCCCGAGACCCGCGGACCCCCGGAUUCCCCUGGACUCCUCGGACCUCCCGGACCCCCGAGCCCCGCGGAUCCCCCCGAGCCCCCCGGAUCCCCCAUAUUCCCCGGACCCUCCGCAUCCCUCGGAGCCCCCCCAGACCCCCCCGACCCCCUGUGCGCACGGCGCCCCCUAG
Messenger RNA from Zonotrichia leucophrys gambelii, 2031 nucleotides. RefSeq names its product basic proline-rich protein-like. The record is from RefSeq and is a predicted model, not a curated record. Lineage: Eukaryota; Metazoa; Chordata; Aves; Passeriformes; Passerellidae. The transcript has 7 exons. Bases 1 to 2031 code for a protein of 676 amino acids.